Messenger RNA from Oldenlandia corymbosa var. corymbosa, 3472 nucleotides. Lineage: Eukaryota; Viridiplantae; Streptophyta; Magnoliopsida; Gentianales; Rubiaceae. The record is from the annotation of a GenBank genome assembly.
UCCGACCAUAUAUGUUUAGAUUCUCUAAUUAAAAUGCUGAUGAUGAUCACUCCUUCACUUGACCGAAUUUCCGACCAUGAUUUCCCCUUAAAAUAAAGAAAGAAAGAAAACCGUCCAUGAUGGAGUAGUCCUGGAAACAGUUUUCAUAACAAAAGGUCAAAAACGAAAUCCACAUGCUAACGUUAACCACACGAACUCUGUUUGUGCUUCAUACUGUGUUUGUGGUUGGCGGGUUUGGUCCAAAUCCCCACUUGACUCGAUUUCUGUCCACACCAAAACUACAAACCCAAAACCUCAUCCAAUUUUCCCCCGCUAAUAUAAGUAAACCCAAUAAAUUAAUAUUGCCGCUCCCAUAUUCUUUCAGACAACUCCCCUCUUUGUCUGUCUGCUUCCGGCAAAGCUCCGGUUGCAGUCCUCCCGUCGAUCAGAGGGGUCCGGGUUGGCGAUUGGAUUGCAAAAGGGGAUUUGGGUUUGUUCUGCAUUUGUUAGUCAUGGCGGCUUGCAGACUUGCAGACUCUAGUUUUCUUUUCUUGGGAGGCCAACAGGGGAGGCAAGUUCAGAGGCAUAGGCUUUCCUCGCUUAGUUUCUCUUCUGGAAAAUUUACUCUGAACUUUGAAGAUCUAUUAAAUGGACGAAGCCAGUGUAAAAGAAGCCUAAUUUCUUUGAGAAAGGCUAAAGUAGUACGAGCUGUGGCAGUUCCAGUUGCACCAUCUCCAGCAGACAGUGUAGAAUAUCGGGAACAGUUACGUGAAAGCUACGGUUUUAGACAAAUUGGAGAACCACUUCCAGACAAUAUCACAUUGAAAGAUAUCAUUGAAACCCUUCCUAAAAAGGUAUUUGAGAUAGAUGAUGUGAAAGCAUGGAAGUCAGUUUUGAUAUCUGUGACAUCUUACACACUUGGGCUCCUCAUGAUUGCGAAAGCACCAUGGUAUCUACUUCCUCUUGCUUGGGCUUGGACAGGAACUGCUGUCACUGGGUUCUUUGUUAUAGGACAUGAUUGUGCGCACAAGUCAUUCUCAAGGAACAAAUUAGUGGAAGACAUCGUCGGAACUCUAGCCUUCCUGCCACUAAUAUACCCUUAUGAGCCAUGGCGUUUUAAGCACGAUCGACAUCAUGCAAAGACCAACAUGUUGAAGGAAGAUACAGCUUGGCACCCCGUCUGGAAAGAAGAAUUUGACUCAUCCCCAAAUUUCAGAAAGGCCAUCAUUUUUGGUUAUGGACCAUUUAGACCAUGGAUGUCUAUAGCUCACUGGGUAAACUGGCACUUUGAUUUGAAGAAAUUCAGACCCAAUGAAAUAAACAGGGUGAAGAUAAGCUUGGCUUGUGUAUUUGCAUUUAUGGCAAUUGGAUGGCCACUUAUUAUAUACAAGACAGGAAUUAUGGGAUGGAUUAAAUUUUGGUUGAUGCCAUGGUUGGGUUAUCACUUCUGGGUAAUCUUCUUUCACCACACUUCUUGGUUUUUUUUAGUAUUCUAGCCAUAUUUUCUCAAACUAGCAAUUCUUUACAGCCGCAUUAUUUGAGGACUGUAAUCAAAUCCUGCUUUUAUGGUCAGGUUCUAUACUGAACUAUUCACAAAUGAAAAUCUAUACUUUCUGAAAUGGUAGACGUGGCUUGCUGUUGCCAUAUUUGGUUGAGUUGUAUUUAAGUUGGACAUCAUUUUGUCGCAACCUUCCAACUUAAUGUCACUAAGUCUUAAGUGUACCAGGAUUGCUUUGCGUAUGCUGAACAUGUCCCUUUCACAUACCAAUAUGAGAUGUCUUUUUUCCUUGAAUUCAACAUAGAUCUAAUGAGAAUCAAAUCGAAUAGAAAGUGAGGAAACUUACGGCUCAACUGUAACAUAUUUUCCUCCUAUGACCCUGACCCACAUCUUUAAAUUCUAGGUUGUUGUGGAAUGCAAGAGUGGGUACUGAUGACGGUUUAUACCUAGUACUUUGCCCUUGGAUAAGAGUGGUUUUAUAUGCCUUUACAACAGCAAUAGUAUUAUUUUUAUGCUUUACCAUUUUGAUUCCAUCAAUAUAUUGUGAAUUAUAGAGUUCUCUUGUACCUUCUGGCGAUCUCAUGAAAUGCUAACAUCUGGGAUCCCCUCCCUGAAAUUUGCAGAUGAGCACUUUCACCAUGGUGCAUCACACAGCUCCCCAUAUACCUUUCAAAUACUCAGACAGCUGGAAUGCAGCUCAGGCCCAGCUUAAUGGCACUGUCCAUUGUGAUUACCCUCGCUGGUAUAGAUAAAUCUUUUUAAAUUGAUAACAUAUUCAUGCCAUCGUAUAGGCCAAAGAACUGUAAAUGCAUUCAAGUGUUUUUUUAAAAAAAAAAAAAAUUCUGCACGAAGUCUGGGAGAUGCUUCGUUUUCGAAUAAUGACAAAAUGGAUAUUUAGUUGGUGGAAUUUGGUGACUGAUACUAUUUGAACUUAUUUACUGCACCAGCUAUGUCCUUUUGAUGAUUGUAGUUCCGAACUAAUUUCUUGGCAUCACCGAUGAGUUUGCUAACUGCCCUUUUCUCCCCUUUAACAGGAUAGAGAUCCUUUGUCACCAUAUCAAUGUUCACAUACCUCACCACAUUUCUCCAAGGAUCCCGAGCUACAACUUGCAGGAGGCACAUCAGUCUCUCCAGCAGAACUGGGGCAAGGUAUGAAAUAAUGCAAAAUACCUUUUGAAUCUCCAAACCUCUGGAAAAAGAAUUGUGUACUUCCAGUGUAUCUGCGUUAUUAUGUGCAUUGUGUCAAUCAAAUUAAGUUCAUCUUUGCCCAAUCAAUGUCAAUGAACUUAAGUUUGACCCCUAAACUGCAUCAUAUCAUUCUUCUAUGUUUUCCUUCAGCAGUCGAACCUUUCUCAUGUCGUUACUGUAUCUCAUGUGAGUUUGUUAUGGUCUUCGUGAAACAGUAUCUGAAUGAGGCUACGUGGAACUGGCGGUUAAUGAAAACAAUAUUGACAAUGUGCCAUGUCUACAGUGAGGAGCGAAACUAUGUAGCAUUUGAUGAAAUUGCACCGGAAGACGCCCAGCCAAUCACAUUCCUUAAGAGAGUAAUGCCAGAUUAUGCUUGAAUCAUCUGACGUUCCUCUAGGGUUGUACUUCUUUUAAGAAUUAAUACCAUUUUUGUCCGUAGUAGGUUAGAUUAUAGUAUUUGAUCUCAGUAUUCUAAAUGUACUUGGAUAUCGUCAACUCUUGUUGUCCUGUCCUUCAUUUUAGUAUUGAAGGAAGCUUCCUAUAUGAUUCACACCUUGGUGUCAGAGGCUUUAAUUUCUCGACGAAAACUCACUUGCAUCUUAUAUUGACAAAUCACAGUGAUGUGUGCACCCUUAAAAAUCAGGCUGUAGUAAGCCUGAAUGGACUGAUUUUUGAAGUAUCUAGUUACAAUACAAAGUGACGUUUAAAUUAUUAUACGAGUAGAGUCGUAACGGGUGAUUUGGCUAUAUAAUAUUCUCUCUGGUACUUAAUAUAAAGCAUUUUAAUUUAUUCUAAAUUUAUUCUAGG